AGGGUCCCUCCUGAGGAAUGCCUCUGAUGCCUUUUGAGUCACCUCCAUCAUUACCGGGAUAGUGAGGGAAUGUGUAUAUGUUCUAGUUGCACCAUUGCUCUGUCAUUAGGCUUGAGCAGAUGAAAAUGUCCUGUAAACAUUCGGAUGCUCAUAGGACAGCAGCUGCAUUUGAGUUUGAAAAUCGACAGGAAAUGGAAUUUCAAAGCUGCAUUUACUUUGAUUAAACUCGAACUAUACUGGGAUGAGCUCCAAUCAAGAGGGUCAUACCCGACUUGUCCAUAGGAUUGAAGCAUUCAGAUCAAGAGGCCGUGGACCCUCCGCGUGACGACAUCAUCCUGCGACUUCGGUUUCACCUUAUGCGGUUCAUGUGAACUUGCCUCCUCAAAUGAAUCCAAGGCUAACUUGGGCUAUUUCUCCAACAGCGUUGAUUAAAAUGUCAAGUUACUGUUUACUGUUGGAUCAGAGAUCAACAUGAAGGAACACUACAUACCAGACUUGGUCCCACGGUUCAUAAAAUGACUGCAUAUUCAACCUCUGGAACCAUUGAAGCUCCCAUCUAACUUAUUCUGCACACCCCCUUUACUCCUUAGGCGAAGAAAAAUAGAAAAAACUCAUGAAAAAUAACACAGUUCGCAAGUUGCCAGCUUAAAAUGCAGCGAGACAGAAACGUUGGUACAGACGUGUGCCGGAUUACUUGGUUCAGUCUUCUUUGUCGUGUUGCACAUCAUUACUCUCUGCCUGUGUGUGUGCGGAGGUAUGAACUAGCCAGGUAGGACCGAUGCCACGUGGAGGCCACAUGGCCCAGGUGUCUCGUACCGGCCACCAUCAUCAUCAACGUCCGCAACGCCGACAAGACACAGUGGAACCAAGAAAGCAUCAAUCAUCACCCAGAGUCGAAUCCCACCCGACCACUCGUCAGGGCCGUCACAACAUCACCAGGCCUCUCAAGGCGGCGGCGGCGGCGGCGACGAACGCCGCCACCCCCACGUCGGAGAAAGAUGGAGACCCGCCGACGGCGCGAGAAGAAGCUGAGCAACAAGUGGGUGUCUACCGUGGCGAGCAUCCUGAUCCAGUGCACCAGCGGCUCCCUCUACACCUUCUCCGUCUACUCCCCCGCCCUCAAGUUCACCCAGGGCUACUCCCAGUCCACCCUCGACGCCAUCUCCGUCUUCAAGGACUUUGGCGCCAACUGCGGCGUCCUCUCCGGCCUCCUCUACUCCCACGCCAGUGAUCCCCUCCGCCGUGGCGGGCCGUGGGUGGUCCACCUCGCCGGGGCGGCCCAGAACCUGGUGGGCUACUCCCUCAUAUGGGCAUCCGUCGCCGGGAUCUUGCGCCGGCCUCCCGUGGCGGUCGUGUGCAUGUUCAUGUUGGUCGCCGCGCAUGCGCAGAGCUUCUUCAACACCGCCGAUGUCGUCACAGCAGUCCAGAACUUCCCCGAGUACAGCGGUACUGCUGUUGGGAUCAUGAAGGGUUUUAUUGGUUUAAGUGGAGCUAUACUGAUCCAAAUAUAUCAGACAGUAUUCAACGAGAACCCCGCUGCGUUUCUCCUAAUGCUUGCCCUAUUACCAACGAUUAAUGCUCUGCUCCUCAUGGGAUUCGUAAGAAUAUACAAUGCGAGUGCAGCGGAAGAGAAGAAACACCUAUAUGCUUUGUCCUUGGUUGCUCUCGUCGUUGCAGCUUAUCUCAUGGUUGUCAUAAUGUUGGAAAACAUCUUCAAGUGGACGUUCUUGUUGCAUCUUUCAGCGUUAGUUUUGCUGCUUCUGUUGCUCUUUUCACCUGUUUUUGUUGCUGCUAGAGCCCUGCAAGGAGAUCUCAAGAAUGCUGAACAGACGCUGUCGAUUGAAGGUGUGGAUCAGAAUAGCUAUCUCGACCAGAUAGAGCGUUACGAGACGAUUUAUGAUGGAGAAGAAGAUCUGACUGGUUCCGAUUAUCAGAUUGUACCUGGUGACAUUAAUGAAGAAAUCAGUAAAGAUGAAGACAACGACCAGCAGCUCGAAAAAGACCUAGAUUUGUUGCAAGCUAUGCGCACUAUGGACUUCUGGAUAUUAUUUCUAGCCAUGGCAUGUGGCAUGGGGUCGGGACUUGCCACGAUCAAUAACAUCGGCCAGAUAGGAGGAUCUCUGGGUUACACCAGCGAAGAAGUGAACGGUAUGAUCUCCUUGUGGAGCAUAUGGAACUUUCUUGGUCGUUUUGGGGCCGGAUUUGUAUCUGACUUCUUCUUACACUCCAAAGGGUGGGCUCGGCCAUUGUUCAUGGCCAUAACUUUAGCUGCUCUCAGCGUUGGUCAUGCGGUCAUUGAUUCUGGCCUGCCUGGUGCUCUGUACGUGGGUUCCGUUUUGGUGGGCGUGUGCUAUGGCUCACAGUGGUCGCUGAUGCCAACAAUCACAUCCGAGAUAUUCGGUGUGGGUCAUAUGGGCACCAUAUUCAAUACCAUCACCAUGGCGAACCCCGUCGGAUCGUACAUCUUCUCCAUUAGAGUGAUCGGGUAUAUCUACGACAAAGAAGCAUCAGGGAAAGGGCACAAAUGUAAAGGAACAAAGUGCUUCAUGUUGUCUUUCUUCAUUAUGGCGGGCACUACUCUUUUGGGUUCUCUUGCGGCGUUGCUAUUAUUCUUCAGGACGAGAUACUUCUAUAGUCGGGUUAUACUCAGACGAAUACGACAUUCCUCGAGGUUGUAAAUAGUUAGUUUAUCGAUGUGGUAGAUUUCUUCCUGAAGAGAUUUACUCGAGUUUGAUUGUGGUAAGUCUUAAAGGUGAGGGAGGCACCCUAUGAGGGAUUGGGAAUAAUAGUCAGUUUUUUAUCUUUCUAGUCAUGAGCAGAGAUUGCAGGUUGAUCAGCCUAGUGAAAAUUGCCCGGCCUCAGGCCUUGAUGGAGUUCCUCAGUCCAUAACACAGACAACUGCAUCACACCUCAGAUGCCGGAGUGGUCUUGUUAGCCAAGCAAUGGAGUCCGACUUAGUACGCAAGAGAGUUUGGUUAGUGCAAGUGCCAGCCGAGAAUUUUAUCUUCAUCGCAAGUUAUGUUUGGUCUGCCGGUCGUGCAAGUGUCACAUAAAUAAUGCUUGAGCCGAAACUUUUAUUAUGGCCCUGUUUCCUUUGUCUUCUAUAGUGAUCCUAAUAAUGGCUAUCUGCCUUUGGCCAGUUGGGUCGGUUGGAUGUCGUAUAGAAACUCUUCUCUGGCUAUUUGGCUCGUUGUCUAUCCUUUGUAACUCUGAUUUUCGGUUUUGAGUGAUCAAAAAACUGUUUGAAGUGUA
Syzygium oleosum is the source of this 3252-nucleotide messenger RNA. RefSeq names its product protein NUCLEAR FUSION DEFECTIVE 4-like. The coding region runs from base 999 to 2678 and encodes 559 amino acids. Gene Ontology annotation, cellular component: membrane. The transcript is spliced from 2 exons. Gene Ontology annotation, molecular function: transmembrane transporter activity. Lineage: Eukaryota; Viridiplantae; Streptophyta; Magnoliopsida; Myrtales; Myrtaceae. Gene Ontology annotation, biological process: transmembrane transport. The record is from RefSeq and is a predicted model, not a curated record.